Notolabrus celidotus (New Zealand spotty) is the source of this 2541-nucleotide messenger RNA. It is a transcript of the gene sfpq, whose product is annotated as splicing factor proline/glutamine-rich. Gene Ontology annotation, molecular function: RNA binding. Bases 146 to 2185 code for a protein of 679 amino acids. The transcript has 10 exons. Gene Ontology annotation, biological process: regulation of DNA-templated transcription. Gene Ontology annotation, cellular component: nucleus. NCBI's taxonomy places the organism in Eukaryota, Metazoa, Chordata, Actinopteri, Labriformes, Labridae. The record is from RefSeq and is a predicted model, not a curated record.
UCGCUGUGCUGGAUAAAGAAAGACGGUCUGACUCGACGGUUUAGUCGCCAUUUUGUCGCCCGUGAACACUGGCAGAAGACCUUUGUUACGCAGCGAACAUUUAAGGCUUUUAAAUAUUUUUUAGAAACUUCUUUGAUAGGGAUCAAUGUCUCGAUUUCACAACAAUCGUGGUGGAAGUGGGAUGAAUCAUUUCCAGCAGCGCAGAGGAGGUGGACCCGGCGGCCCGAUGCGAGGUGGGCUAAUGGGAAACCCUAACUUCAGGAGCCAUCCUUUCCAGAGUCCAAACCAGAACCGGAGGGGACAUAAUAACAACAUGAAUAGACCACAUAACCAGGGACCGCAGAUGACUCCACCGAAGCCGAUUAUCCCUCCCCCGAGUCCCGGACCGGCUCUUACCAUGAAAGGCCCGAUGCAGCAACAGCAAGAGCAGAAGAAGCCGGCACAGCCAGAGCCGCAGACCCCAACACCGACAACCCCAGCUCCCCAGUCAAAUGUUGAGUCUCCUCAGCCCAAGGUACAGACACCACCGAAACCUGAGGCGACCACCCCUCAACCAGACCAAGCAAACAAGACCCCGAACCAAAACCAGAACCAGAAUCAGAAUCAGAACCAGCAGAUGAAGUCCCCCGAAGGAAAUGCUAAUGGACAGAAGCAGCCCCCGCACCCGAGUCCGAGCCCGAAGUCAGGACCACCACAGGGUCAGGGCCAGGGCCAGAGAGGGCCACAGCAGAGCCCAAGAUCAGGAGGACCACACCAGGGCCAUAGACAGGGACCAUACCAAGGCCAGAGGUCCGGGCCACACCAGGGCCAGAGAACAGGACCUCACCAAGGCCAGAGGACAGGGCCCUAUCACGGCCAGAGAACAGGGCCGUCGCAGAUGAGGGGCAGAGAGGAGUCCGAGAAAAGGCCUUCCAACAACAACGAGGCAGCAGAGGGAGAAGAGGGCCAGGCUAGUGAGUUCAAGGCAACACUGUCUAUGCUGCUGAAACCCGGUGAGAAGACGUACACUCAGCGGUGUCGUCUGUUCAUCGGCAACCUGCCCAACGACAUCACAGAGGAUGACUUCAAGAAGCUGUUUGCAAAAUAUGGAGAACCCAGCGAAGUGUUCAUCAACAAGAGCAAAGGCUUUGGCUUCAUUAGACUGGAGUCCCGCGCACUUGCUGAAAUAGCAAAAGCUGAGUUGGAUGACAUACCAAUGAAGGGUAGACCCCUCCGUGUCCGAUUUGCAACACACUCUGCAGCCUUGUCCAUAAAAAAUCUGUCACCGUUUGUGUCCAAUGAGCUCCUGGAAGAAGCCUUCUCGCAGUUUGGAAUGGUUGAGAGGUCCAUCGUGAUUGUGGACGACCGUGGACGCUCCACAGGAAAGGGCAUUGUUGAGUUUGCCUCCAAACCGGCCGCCAGGAAGGCUCUGGAUCGGUGCAAUGAGGGUGUCUUCCUGCUCACCACGUCACCCCGUCCAGUUGUUGUUGAGCCCCUGGAGCAAUUUGAUGACGAAGAUGGACUCCCAGAGAAACUGGCACAGAAGAACCCCAGAUAUCAAGCAGAGCGCCAAGAAUCUCCCCGCUUUGCUCGUCCUGGCACUUUUGAGUACGAGUACUCCAAGCGCUGGAAGUCCCUGGAUGAGAUGGAGAAGCAGCAGAGGCAGCAGGUGGAGAAGAACAUGCGCGAGGCCAGAGAAAAGCUGGAGAGCGAGAUGGAGGACGCUUACCAUGAGCACCAGGCCAACUUGCUCCGCCAAGAUCUGCUGAGGCGACAGGAGGAACUGAGGCGUAUGGAGGAGAUACACAGCCAGGAGAUGCAAAAGAGGAAGGAGAUUCAAAUCAGACAAGAAGAAGAGCGCCGCAGACAGGAGGAGGAGAUGAUUCGCAAGAGGGAGAUGGAAGAACAGAUGCGCCGCCAGCGUGAGGAGAACUACAGGAUGGGCAACUUCAUCGAUAGGAACAGAGAAAUGAGAAUGAGCGCCGGUGGCAUGGGUGAUUUGCCCUUUGGAGCUGCUGGCCAGAAGUUCCCAAUGGGCUUUGAGGGACAGCAGGGGAUGGGAGCAUCUCCAGGAAGCCUGAUGGGCAACGAAAUGCGCAACGAGCGCUUUGCCCAAGGGGGUCCCCGGGGAAUGGGUCCUGGUAAUGCCGCGUACGGCAGAGUCCGUGAGGAGUUUGAUGGUCCUGCUAAGAAAGCUCGUUUUUAAAUGCUGCCCUUUGGUGAACCCAGCAGCAGAAUUUGUAUAGGUUCUUCAAAACAAACGCUUUUUUCUUGUAUUUAAGUUUAAAUUGUUAAAAUUUUAGCCUGCUUUUUUCACAAAGUCAAUAUUUUCAUUUUUAUUUUGUAUUGUCAGUAGUAGUAUGGAAAGAUCGGUCAUCCUCGUGUGAUCUGGUAGUUCUUUCUGACCCAUGUAUAAUUUUCUUUUCUAGAUGUAUAAUGCUCUGUGAGUCUCCGUGAAGUGAUAACUGUAAACUUUCUCUACUCUAUGGCUGUGUUUUGUGCCAUACCUUUGGAGUCAAAGCAUGUAUUACAAUAAAGAGACAUUGGUUCUAUCAGGACAAA